UACAGACAUAGAAGCCAUGUUGAUAUUUUCCUUCUUUUUUCGUCAUGUACCGACUCACAUGUAUUUGAGAACGAGAAACGAUUACGAAGGAAACCACGAGAAAUAUGGUGGUCUCAAAACGUUUUUAGUUGGUGUUCUGUAAUCUUGCAGAUGUGGUGAAAUUUUACAAAUGUUAAAGUGUACCAUUUGAAAUCUAUUGCAAGCUCGGGAGAAAACCUCGGAAAUGUCUUCAAUGCAUUUUGUGGUUCAUCCAUUGCCUGGAACAGAAGAUCAAUUGAUAGAUAGACUCAAAGAAGUAGCUGAGAGAUGGAACAGAUAUGGCACUGGAGCCGGGUCUUCGGCACUGAGCUCAUUGAGAGGAGUGCGUGCCGUGGCAGCCGGACCGGCCCAUAUCGCGUGUUUGCUUGAGGAUGGCACCAUAUGCCGUGCUGCGUUCUCCAUCAUACCGGAUAGAUUGGAUUUGAGCAAAGCCGAUGCCAGCAAAAAUGGAGGCAACGGCGGCGGUGGCGGCGGAGGCGGCGGCACUGGUGGGGGGAAGCAGGGCGGCAGCGGUGGUGGUGGCUGCGGCUCUAGGCAGCAGCCGCAGACUAGAGCUCGGAUCAUGAGGAGGAAUUCAAUCCGUGCUGCACCUAGUUCACAAGGCUCAACCAGCCGGGCGGCGGGUGUCAUAAUUGGGGCUUCAGGAUCAGGACGAGUGGUAUCGGUGCCAGCUCCGUUUGUUCCCGAAGAUCUAGUUACACAAGCACAGGUUGUGCUACAAGGCAAAAGUAGAAGCCUUAUUAUCAGGGAAUUACAGCGUACGAAUUUGGACGUGAACUUGGCGGUCAACAAUCUGCUGUCGCGCGACGACGAGGAAGGCGAGGAGCCCGAAGGCGGCGAGGGCGGCGACGGCUACGUGCCCGAGGACCUCAUCUCGCUGCUCGACGGAGGCUUCCACGCGGCGCAGCAGGACCACUCCGUCAUCAUCGACGCGGAUGCCAUGUUCUCCGACGACAUCUUCGGGUACGCCGCCAUCAGAAGCCGUAGCGGGGGCGGCGGCGGCGGCAGCAGCGGUCGCGGGGCCGCAAGUCGCGAAAGCAGCAGUUCCGCUCAGGAGCGGCCUUCGGAGUUCAGUCGCUGGCGCGAGAGGCAAUACUUCGGCCCUCGCCGGUGGCUGGAGUCCGCUCUCCGUGACACCUCUUGGGAUAAAGACGGCGGUGAAAGCAAAAAGAAGGACUCUCUCAUGGCAGCUUCGCCGUUGUGGGUGUCUGAAGAGCUGGAGUACUGGGAUAGCAACAUUCGCUUCACUCACAUAGCGGCUACGUACAGCGAGCUGGUAGCCGUGUCCACUCAGGGACAGUUGCAUCAGUGGCGUUGGGCUGACGCUCACCCGUACCAACGCAACGAUGCGUCUGGGUCAAACCCGACAUACCAUCCCCGCGCUAACUGGCUGGGCUUGGCUGCCGGCGAGCGCAUUAUAAACAUCAGCGCUGCCGGAAUACGCGUUUCGGUACUCACUGACGCUGGCAGGGUUGCCACUUAUCUUGACGAAUCUAUUGCACAUGCCCCAGGUGCCUCGCGCUUGGAGCACCCACUUCAGAUAUUCUCUGAGUUUGGAUCAGACAAACCCAUAUCUCUGCAUGUUUGCUCACUGUAUACUGUCGCAAGAUUGGAUUCUGGUGCACUGUUUUGGUGGGGUGUACUGCCGCUCGGGCAGCGGGCUCGGCUGUGGGAGAAGCACCGCGCGCGCUCCCGCAAGCAGCAGCGCGGGCACUCGUCGGCCGCGCCGCAGGACCUGCAGGCCGGCCAGAGCGUCACCAUGAAGAACGCGCCCAUGUACCAGCCCGGCGCCGUCGGUUUUAACAUGUCCACCGGAGUGCCGAAAGUGGGCGUCCUGCAGAAUGCUGCAUGGAAUCUAUCUGACAUGUGCCGCUUCAAGCUGCUGCCUCCGCCGCAGCCGGAGCGCUCCGUCUCUGAAAAGGACAAGAGAGAUCUCCAGAACCAGUCGCCGCUGACCGUCUCGUCAGUGAAGGCAUCCUCGUCGGGAAGCAGUAAGGACGCAGGCAAGGACAGCAAUAAGGACAUGGCCGAUCGCCUCGACAUGCCGCCGCCGCCCAGCCCUGCUUCAUCCACCUGCAGCGAUACUAGCACCUCGCACAAACGUGCCAAGCGUGUGACCGUUCGCGGCGAAGAGGGCUCUUCAAACGACGGAUCGAAGCGCGACGAAGAGGAAUGGCCUCUCAAAGAGGUCGUGUUCCUUGAGGACGUCAAGAGCGUGCCCCUCGGACGUGUGUUGAAAGUUGACGGAGCGUACGCUGCUGUUCGCUUCCCGACAGUGGGCAAAGACGGCAAGGAGGUCGUGCCGUCGACUCCUGAUGACUGGACUGCAUUGUUGCAAGACUGCAGGCUUGUGCGCAAAGAUGACUUGGUGGCGGUGAAAUGGGGCGCAGGCGGCGCGGCCGGCCCGAGAGGCCCAGAUUGCCUUCAGCGCUCGCCUAGGAAGAUCGCGUUGCCGCCUGAAGUGCAAGUGAUCACUAUUGCUGUUGACAGUCGCGGUGUUCACGCCGUAGUGCGUCGCCCAGGAGGGGCGCUAGCUUACGCUGUAUAUGCGGUGGGAACCACCCGCGCUCUGACUGAUAGCACCUUCCCCACCGAUCACAAUGCUCUCCUCGGGUACUCUAAUGGGCAAGCGAUACAACUGGCGACUGCUGCUGAGGGUAGCGAGCCAGUAGUCAUUAUGCUGGACGGCAACAGCGCCCUAUACCCAGUGGCGCGCGACUGCGUGGGCAUGGUCCGCGAGCCGCCGCCAUUGAAUCUACCACCUGCGCGCGCUCUCACUGCGCACGCGUUGCCGCUGCAUCCACAUUCGGCUGCCCAUGCGCAUCACGCUGCGCUCAAGUCACAGGUGGCCCUUAUAAUCAUCGUGCCGGAACCGCAGCUGAUGAUGCCACGAGUACUACGUUGCGAUCUUGACGGCGUCCGUCAACUAUUACACCAGUUGGAAACGGAUGCAAACAAGCAACAAAUCCUUUCGAUACUGCAAGAGCGCUGCGACGGCAAUAGAAACAUCUUGCAUGCGUGCGUUCACAUGUGCGCCCCUACGUCCAACAAGGAGCCCGAUAUAGCAGAAAAUCCUUCUAUGCCCAAUUUGGCUGGAAGCACGGGUGGUAGCGCCAACGCCGAAGAAGCUGUACCCGCUCUGUCAUGGCCGCCGGAGACUUUCGAAACCUCUGGCGAUGAAGACAGCCUGAUGGGACUCACUAACAAUGGGAAAAUGUCUAGCGGGGGCAACUCAGGUGGGGCCUCCGUAAGCGCGGACCCGGCCGAGCGACGCGGUAACGCGCUUACAGCUCUGCGUGCGCUGUGCGAAAGCGCUGCGCUGCAGCCGCAUCUGAUGCAGCUACUUACUGCCAAGGAUGGUAUGGGUCAAACGCCCCUAAUGGCGGCCGUAGCCGAACGUGCAUACCGUGCUGCCCUAGUUUUGCUUGACGCGAUUCGCGCAUGCACCGAUGCUGACGAGACGCAGCGCUCGGCGGCCAUAUUCCCACCGAAUGCUCACCCCGAUCAUUCGCCGCUGCUCGUGCUGUGCUGCAAUGAUACCUGCAGCUUCACCUGGACUGGGCAGGAGCAUAUCAACCAAGACAUUUUCGAAUGCAAGACAUGUGGACUCACUGGAUCUUUGUGCUGCUGCACUGAAUGUGCCAAGGUGUGCCACAAAGGACAUGACUGCAAACAAAAGCAGACGUCGCCCACCGCUUACUGCGACUGCUGGGAGAAAUGCCGCUGCAAAGCACUCGUCGGCGGCAACUGGGCUGCUCGCUGCGACUUGCUGGCCCGUCUGGCUAGAGACACACAGCUCGCUACACACUUCAACUCUAGGGGAGAAUCGAUCCUCCUAUUCCUUGUGCAAACCGUCGGGCGUCAAGCUGUAGAACAGCGCCAGUUCCGCGCAGGCGGUGGGCGCGGCCGCGGCCCGCGCAAGCAGCCCGGCUCCGACGCCGAGGUCGAUGCCCCCGACCACGACCUGGAACCACCUAGAUUCGCUCGCAGAGCCCUCUUGCAUUUACUCGGUGACUGGCCAGCAGUAGAAGCCGCAGUGAUGUGUGGCGCAGCCGUUAGCGGCGAAACUGACAGUCGGCCCGCUAGCCCGGUUCCCAACCAAUCUGGAACCACUCUACUUGACAAGUUCACCCACGCGCUCAUCGUGAAGUGCACUAACGAGAUGUUAGACACCCUGCUGCAUACAUUGAUUCGUGAGCAACAAAACGAGACCAUACCCGGCCGUGCCGAGCGUGCUCGCGAAGUAGCGCGUCGAUUCGUACGUUCAGUCGCGCGUAUAUUCGUCAUAUUCAGCGUUGAAAUGGCGCCGGGAGCCGCAAAGAAGAAGGGACCUCUCUCCAUCACAUCGUCCCUAGUCCGUUGCCGCCGUGUAUUCGCUGCUCUAGUAGCGUUAGCAGUUGAAGAGUUAGUUGAAGCUGCAGAUUCGCUCCUAGCUCCCGUGCGUUUGGGAGUUGUGCGCCCGACGGCGCCUUUCCCACUCGCUAACACUUACGUGGAACUAGUGAAUGGCAGUGAGGAUCUAUUUGGCGUUGAGCCAUUGUCUACGGGGCAUUCCCGACACAGUCACACUCGCAGGGAAUCAAGCGCAGCUGGUGGUCGCGGCGCUGCCGCUGGCGGUACCUCCAUGGGUAGUUCGACACUGGUGCCGGACCGCUCGUCCACGCCCGUAGCGACGGAGUACGCUGAUGACGUAGCGGGCGAAGCCUUGGGCGGUGACGAUGACGCGUCCGAAACUGAUGAGCCGAACGCGCCCGCUCCUGUGCCCGCGGCCGAUGCUCAGCAUCAUGAUGACCCUAUGGGCGACAGAGGGCAAGAACAACACGUAGUGGUUGAGAACGGCACUGAGCGCGCCGAAGGUGGUGAGAGCGAGAGUGAGUUGGACUUGCUGGCUGAAGUGGAGACUGAAUCCGACUCCGACGAUCAAGACAACGCCGAGUCUGCCCAGCGAAGCGUGCAGACUGGCGCUACGCAAGGAUCUGACGCUGGCAUAGCCUCGCUGCUGCUGUACCCAGACGAAGAGAGCGGCGACUCCACGCAGCCCGAGGACGAAGACUCCGAGGCGGGAGAGACCGAUGAGCAGGACGGCGAGACCGAGCCGCCUCUACAUGACGGCGAGCCGCUGGAGCGCCGCACCGCGCCGCCAUCGCGCCCUAACCUCGCGCCGCAUUCGAUGCAAUGGGCUAUUCGGUCCCGCGAGACGAACCGCGGUACUAGUGGCACUACCGGAGGCGUUCGCCUGUCCGGAGGCUCCUCGCUGGUGUUCAUCGACCCGGCGUCGCUGCGGCGCUCCACCGCCGCGGCCGCCGCGGGCGCUCACGACCCUCAUUCCACCUCCACCACUGCUUCGUGUUUGGCGCGGGCCUUCGGUAUUGUCAUCCGUCAAAUUGCCGACCUACUCUGGGAGUAUGAGCGCGUGACCCUUCCGCUGCCACGCAUGGUGCCACUGGCGUACCGCGAGGCUCUUCGCCUGCAGUGUUAUUUGGAAAGGCAACUCAAGAACACCUGGGACUGGCUAGUCACUGUAAUGGACGCUACUGAAGCUCAGCUAAGAUUCGGCGCGUCGCUGACAACCAACAACGCUAGCACAUCGAGCACGGAUAGCGGGAGACCUAACGCGCCGGCCGCUAGGCGUGUCACGUCGUUCUCUUCGCCCGCUACCCGCAUCAUUGGGUUCUCAGAAGGUCCUAGGGCAAGAGAUCGCGAACAAGGUGUAGAAGCAGGCAGCGCCCGCCGCGAGUUCCUCGCAUACUGCUUGUCUCUACUGCGCGCUCACAGCUCGGAGCACGCCGAGCAGUUGCCAGUACUGGACGUGGCCGCGCUCAAGCACGUGGCCUACGUGCUGGACGCGCUCGUGUACUACAUGCGCGCCGCGCAGCCCCAGCCGCACCACCACCAGCAUCUGUGGACCUCCGAGCACGCCGAGCAGUUGCCGGUACUGGACGUGGCCGCGCUCAAGCACGUGGCCUACGUGCUGGACGCGCUCGUGUACUACAUGCGCGCCGCGCAGCCCCAGCCGCACCACCACCAGCAUCUAGUCCACUGCCUGUCGCUGCUGCGUGCUCACAGCUCCGAGCACGCCGAACAGUUGCCGGUACUGGACGUGGCCGCGCUCAAGCACGUGACCUACGUGCUGGACGCGCUCGUGUACUACAUGCGCGCCGCGCAGCCCCAGCCGCACCACCACCAGCACCUGUGGACAGUCGACUGCCUGUCGCUACUGCGAGCUCACAGCUCCGAGCACGCCGAGCAGUUGCCAGUACUGGACGUGGCCGCGCUCAAGCACGUGGCCUACGUGCUGGACGCGCUCGUGUACUACAUGCGCGCCGCGCAGCCGCAGCCGCACCACCACCAGCACCUGUGGACGCCGGAUGAAAAUGAGAACGAAGAGGGCGACGAGGAGAUGGUAGUCGGCGGUGGGGCCGCCGCAGAAUCAGACAGCGAGGGCGACGGCGCCCGCGGCCGUGGCCACGCCUUCUUCCAGAGGUCUGAUUCCACGCUCUGCCUGGGAUGCCCACCGCCAGACCCAUUCAAUAUGACGAUGCAAGAUGCUCUACCGCUGGCGGAUCAGCCGCAGCUACUCCAACCGAACGCGCGGCGCGAGGAGCUGUUCGGAAUGCCGCGCCAGCCUGUCACCGUGCCGGCUAGUGGCGACGCGCCGCCCGGGGUCAACAACCCACUUGAAGUGGUCCCAAGGCGUUUGGGCUUAUCGACGCGAGGAACCGACCGUGGCUGGUCUCCACCGGCGCGACCCGCUUCAGCCCCACCGACCCAUUCACACACUUUGACCAGAGACGAACCACAGGACCUGUCCUGUGCUAAAGAUACAACAACUAAAAUGGAUAUAGACACAGAUGGUGAAUAUUUGUCAGAUUCAGAUUCAAAUGAAGCCAGACAGAUUCCAAGGAAAAAGCAUCAUAGGCACCCACAUUCAAUGGCAAUGUCUUCAGGCAGUAGUUCUAUGCAAGACACAAGUUCCCAACCAUCAGAGUUCCACACAUUGGUCAAUACUGCCUGCUCGAUCAUAGAAGCGCCUCACGAGCAAGCCAUAGCUGCUUCACCAUCACCGGGCCCUAGCAGCAGCGGAGGCUCGGGCGAGCCGCGCGCGUCGUCCUCGCGCAGCCCUGGAAAGACUGUUAUUGUACGUGCUGGUGAGUUGUUGAGUGCCGCAGACCCGCUCGAAUCUCAGGAGAUAUCCGCGCACGUGACGGUGGAGACCACAGGCCUGCCGCCGCCGCCGCUACUGCCGCCGCUCAGUGCACCCGCACCACCACGCGCGUGUCCCUCUCUCGGCGCCUCCGUGUCCCACGACCUACUACUAGGCCGCUGGCGCUUGUCCCUGGAUCUCUUCGGGCGCGUGUUCACCGAGGACGUGGGCCUGGAGCCCGGAUCUGUAGUAGCCGAGCUGGGCGGCUUCCCCGUCAAGGAGGUCAAGUUCCGCCGCGACAUGGAGAAGCUCAGGAACUCGCAGCAGAGGGACCUGACGCUACACAAGAUGGAGCGUGACCGCGCGAAAUUGCUGCAACAAACGUUCGCUGAGCUGAACAGUGCGUUCGCGGGGCAGAACCGCCGCGCCCACAGUGCUCAACCACCGCUGGCAGUCAAUCGCGUCAAGGUCACCUUCCGCGACGAGCCCGGUGAAGGCAGUGGUGUCGCUCGGUCGUUCUACACUAGCGUUGCAGAGGCGUUACUAGCAAACGAAAAGCUGCCUCCGCUCGAACCGACCACUGGCAGCGGAAGCAGCAACAGUAGUGCCAACGGCGCGUCGGGGGCGGCCGGCACCGCUGCCGGCGGAGCUAGCAGCAAUAGUGGAGCUAGUCGAAGUGGCGCCGGUCGCGCGCGUUCCAAGGACACCACGAGACGCACGCCCGGCCGGCCCGCGCCCAGGCCGCCGGCGGCUCGUGAACCGAGACGAGUGCUCAGCAUAGACGCCAGGCCGUAUUCACCACAGGCUGCACCGGGCACAGAAGGUGCUGGUUACAGCGGGGAAAGACCAGUAGGACACAAUGAACAUCUCACACUUCAUCAGGCACAACUUGGCGAACGAUUAUAUCCAAAGGUUCACUCGCUGCACCCGACGUUCGCGGGCAAGAUAACCGGCAUGCUGCUGGAGCUGACGGCGGCGCAGCUGCUCGUGCUGCUGGCCAGCGAGGACGCGCUGCGGCAGAAGGUGCGCGAGGCCAUGGACCUCAUCGUCAUGCACCCCUCCGAGGCGAUACUCGAUCUGGACGUAUUCUCACUAUCAGAGCGCGGCGGCGGCGGCGGCGGCGGUGGCGGCGGCGGCAGCGGCGGCGCGGGCGCGGGCCCGUCGGCGCAGAGCGCGCCGCAGGACGACGCCGCGCCGCUGUUCUACUCGCCGGGCAAGCGCGGCUACUACUCGCCGCGGCAGGGGCGCGCCACGCCGGAGAGGAUCAACGCUUUUAGGAAUGUCGGCAGAAUCGUGGGGCUGUGCCUGUUACAAAACGAGCUGUGCCCGAUGUUCCUCAACCGGCACGUGCUGAAGUACCUUCUGGGGCGGCCCGUGCGCUUCCACGACCUGGCCUUCUUCGACCCCGUCGUGUACGAGAGCCUGCGCCAGCUCGUCGUGGACGCGGAGACGGGCGACUCGCACUCGCUGUUCGCCGCGCUGGAUCUCAACUUCAGUUUGGAAAUGUGCGAGGAGGAAGGCGGCGGCUGCGUGGAGCUGGUGGCGGGCGGGCGCGAGCUGGAGGUGACGGCGCUCAACGUGUACGACUACGUGCGCAAGUACGCGCAGCACCGGAUGCUGCUGUCGCAGGAGAAAGCUUUAGAGGCAAUGCGUGUCGGUGUUCUCGAUGUGCUGCCCGAGUCGGCGCUGGAAGGGUUAACGGCUGAGGACCUGCGCCUGUUGCUGAAUGGAGUGGGCGACAUCAACGUGGCGGCGCUAGUGUCGUACACUAGUUUCAAUGAUGAAAGCGGGGAGCCACCGGAGCGGCUCGCGCGCUUCAAGCGCUGGCUCUGGGCCAUUGUGGACAAGAUGACGCAUCUGGAGAGGCAGGACUUGGUGUACUUCUGGACCGGGUCGCCCGCGCUGCCGGCGUCCGAGGAAGGCUUCCAGCCGAUGCCGUCGGUGACGAUCCGGCCGGCCGACGACGCACACCUGCCCACCGCCAACACCUGCAUCUCACGUCUGUACAUCCCGCUCUACUCCUCACGCCACGUGCUCAAGCACAAACUCCUGCUCGCCAUCAAAACUAAGAACUUCGGUUUCGUCUAAAUGAUCGCUGCCAUUGUUAUUAUAUAUUCCUUUAGUUGUAAGCCCAGUUAUGUAAGACUGUCGUUAUGUUCCAAACGGCUCAUCCGGCUGGGAUGAGCGACGCUAUUUUAUGGAAGCCAUAACCCUCCUCUUAGAGUAAAUCUAUAGGUACUUACUAGUACGCAACUUACACAGCUGUAUGUUUUGUAUUUUUCUUUAUGCAUGUUUGUCAAUGCGUUUACAUGACUGGGUAUAUUUGACUGAAUAGUAAUAUUCAAUACGCAGUAAUAUUUCGUUCAAGGAGAGUAACCGUCGGAAAGGUCUGCACAAGUACAUGUAAUUUUUAAACUUUUAAGCUCAUAGACCAUAAGUAUUUAAUUGAUGAAGAACGAUACAUAAAUCAUUAUUGCAGAACGAUCUACAGAUUACUAGUUGAGUAUAAUCAUAAAUCAUUACGUAUUUACUUUUCUAAAUUCAUUAUUUAACCUUUCUACACUUAUUGAAGUAAUGGCCUAAUUUAACUAAUUGCAUUUGUUUGCUUGUCUCGUUUAUUUAUUAUCGGACGAAAGUUAAAAGGCAGCGUGACUCAUGAAUAUUCAAAAAUAUUUUUAACUGUUUAUAUAGCUUUGUUAUAUAGUUAAAAUUAUAUAAGAUAAAUAAUAAUAUGAUGGGGUAAUACUGCUACGUCAUGGGUAAGCUUGGGCAGAGAGGCGUUAGAUCCGAGCUGCGGUGGUUUUGUGAUAUCAGAGGAAGUAUUUAUGCGCCUCAAUUUCUAAAUUUAAGUUUAUAAUUAGAUUUUGACUUUGAUUAGUUGUAUUAAGGUUCAUAAUAAACAAUCUCAAAAUGCUUAAA
Molecule: messenger RNA, 10102 nt
Organism: Ostrinia nubilalis (European corn borer)
Lineage: Eukaryota; Metazoa; Arthropoda; Insecta; Lepidoptera; Crambidae
Gene: hyd
Product: E3 ubiquitin-protein ligase hyd
Exons: 53
Coding region: 224-9271 (3015 amino acids)
Biological process (GO): protein polyubiquitination; positive regulation of canonical Wnt signaling pathway
Cellular component (GO): nucleus; cytoplasm
Molecular function (GO): zinc ion binding; RNA binding; ubiquitin binding
Source: RefSeq, a predicted model, not a curated record